AUGAGUGUUGUCGCUGAUGAUCGUCUUAUCGAAGUUGCUCAAUCGGCCGAAUAUCAAUGGAACGGUGUUGCUCUAACAAACAAUAACCGAAUGUUUGUCUCAUUACCUCGUUUACUUGGCGAUGUAACUCCUUCCGUCGCUGAGAUAUUGUCUAAUAAUACUCUCUCACCAUUUCCUGGCGGUCAAUGGAACACAUACAAUCCGGCAACAUCAUCAGAAAACGUAGAAAAUUGUUUCGUUAAUGUAAACGCUGUUCUCACUGAUUCGCACAACAAUCUCUGGGUUGUUGAUAGUGGCAUGAUUGGGAAUAGAACGAUCGUAAAGGCCGCAAAACUUGUCAAGAUCAAUCUUCAAAAUAAUACAGUUGAAAGAGUUUAUUCAGUUUCAAGUCUGAAUCCACCACAAGGAUUUGCUUUAAAUGAUGUGAGAAUCGGUUCUCAUUAUGCUUUUCUAACUGAAUCCGGACUCGGUUCAGUAGUUAUUAUUAAUUUACAAACUGGUCAAGUGCGCCGUGUUCUAGAAAACCAUCCAUCAACUAAAUUUGUUGAUCCAACUGUCGUUCGCAUGGAAGGACGCCCGAUUCUAGAUGAAAAGGGCCAACCGAAAACAAUGCACAACAACCAACUCGAACUAACACCUGACGGAAAAACUCUGUUCUAUAAACCACCGUUUGGUUAUAAUUGGUUUCGAGUAUCUACUAGUGAUUUGACAAAUGAAACAAUGACCGAAUCAGAACUUGGAAACAAGGUUUUGACCAGUUGGAAAGCGAUGCCUACAGGCGGAACAACAAUGGACGAUAAAGGUAAUAUUUACCUGAUGGAUAUAGAACGACAAACUGUUUGGCAACAAAAUUCUGUUGAUGGAUCGUGGACACUACUUAUACAUGAUGAUAGAAUCAACUGGGGUGAUGCAUCAUAUGUAAGUACAGAUGGAUUUUUGUACAUCCCAAUGUCACAAAUCAAUCGCUUGCCGGGUUCUAACAACGGUACAAGUCAAGUCGAAAAACCAUUUCGUAUGUACAAAAUAAAAAUAAAUUCAGCUUCUUCUGGCACCACAAAUGUACCAAUUCUCAUUCUUUUAUCAAUAAGUUCUUUUAUCAUUUUUUUGAUGCAAUAA
Messenger RNA from Rotaria sordida, 1116 nucleotides. NCBI's taxonomy places the organism in Eukaryota, Metazoa, Rotifera, Eurotatoria, Philodinida, Philodinidae. The record is from the annotation of a GenBank genome assembly.